This is a messenger RNA of Balaenoptera acutorostrata (minke whale), 7657 nucleotides long. It is a transcript of the gene LPGAT1, whose product is annotated as lysophosphatidylglycerol acyltransferase 1. NCBI's taxonomy places the organism in Eukaryota, Metazoa, Chordata, Mammalia, Artiodactyla, Balaenopteridae. Gene Ontology annotation, cellular component: endomembrane system. Bases 293 to 1303 code for a protein of 336 amino acids. The record is from RefSeq and is a predicted model, not a curated record. The transcript is spliced from 9 exons. Gene Ontology annotation, molecular function: acyltransferase activity.
AGCAGUCCCGACUCCCGCCGCUUCCUCCCCGCCGCUCCUCCCCGCCAGCCCCGGCGAACGCGGCUGGGCCCUGGGGACCGAGUCUCGGCACCGCCGUGGACUGGGCGCGGGGCGCGCCGCAGCCGGAGCGGGGCCGGGCCCCGCCGCUCCUCCUUCCGCCUGCCAUGCAGUCUUCCGGCUCCUCUGGCUCCCGUAGCCCCAGCCGGGGCCGGGCCAGCCCGAGGCAGCUGCGAGGGGAGUAGGGCGUCCGCGCGCCCGCUCGCGCCGCGCCUCGGCCGCCGCUGCCGGGUCCAUGACCGCGACCCCUCGGCCGGGGACACCCGCCGCCGCCGCCGCGCAGCACCGCGUCCCGGGCCGCCGACCCCCGGCCCCACCGGCUCCUGCGCGCCACCGCCCGCCGCCCGCGCCCGCCGAGAAAGACAGGACAGUCUCCAAUGUGAGAAUGGCUGUGACUUUGGAAGAAGCUCCGUGGCUGGGCUGGAUCUUGGUGAAAGCCCUGAUGAGAUUUGCCUUCAUGGUCGCCAACAACCUGGUUGCUAUUUCCUCCUACAUCUGCUAUGUAAUUGUGCUUCAGCCCCUUCGACUGCUGGACAGUAAGCGCUUCUGGUAUAUUGAAGGAAUCAUGUACAAAUGGCUUUUAGGAAUGGUGGCUUCUUGGGGAUGGUAUGCUGGAUAUACAGUGAUGGAAUGGGGGGAAGAUAUUAAAGCAGUUUCAAAAGAUGAAGCAGUAAUGUUGGUGAAUCAUCAGGCAACAGGAGAUGUGUGUACUUUGAUGAUGUGCCUACAGGACAAAGGACUGGUUGUUGCUCAAAUGAUGUGGUUGAUGGAUCAUAUUUUUAAGUACACAAACUUUGGAAUUGUUUCUCUAAUUCACGGAGACUUCUUUAUCAGACAGGACAGUGCCUGGCAAGUAAGCAACAGCAAAUCGAAAGGCCUCCAGUGGAUAAUAGAUACAACCAUAGCUUAUCCCAAAGCUGAACCCAUAGAUAUUCAAACCUGGAUCCUUGGAUACAGGAAACCAGUAGUCACACAUGUACAUUACAGGAUCUUUCCAAUUAAAGAUAUACCCCUGGAGACUGAUAACCUUGCUGACUGGCUCUAUCAGCGUUUUAUUGAAAAAGAGGACCUCUUAUCACAUUUUUAUGAAACAGGGGCUUUUCCACCUCCCAAGGGCCAGGAGGAAGCUGUUUCCAGGGAAAUGACGCUCAGCAACACGUGGAUAUUUCUCAUACAGUCUUUUGCAUUUUUGUCAGGCUAUAUGUGGUACAACGUCUUUCAGUAUUUUUACCAUUGCCUGUUUUAGGAAUUGACUUGGACUUGUCAAGGUCACCACAGGAGCUUGGACUUUCAUAAGCGUGCAUUGUUUUACAUGUACAAAUCAGAAUAUUAAAAAAAGAAAAGAAAAGGAAAUUCAAUGGAUGGAUUAAUAUUUAUCCCCCUUUGGGAUAUUUUAAAACUCUACUAAAAUGAGGAUCAAUAAUAUAAUGACCUGCAAAUAUGUUUUAAGGACUUUUCAUGUUUUAAAAAGAUACACUCCACCACACAUUUAAGCAAACAUCACUUUUGGAGAAGAGGAAAUCAUAAAAUCAUCCUAGAAGACUCUCUGAGACAAAUUCUGUUGCCACCAGAUAUACCUGUUAAUCUAGUUCAAGCUCAGAAUGCUGUACACAUCCAUUCCUUUUAGCUAGUAGUCUCUGUUAGGCAGUGCUGUAGAGCGCCCUCAUAUCCACCAACUCUUGCUGUGUUACUGGUAACCUCGAGGGGAGCUGGUCGGCACCUUCUGAAGAACUCUUUCCCUGUUCGCAGCGACACUCCGGUCCUCCACAGCUACGUGAAGUUCAGUGUCAAGCAUGCUCUGGGGGGCAAAGCAGUGUCCACUGGACAUCUUCUGGUACUAGAAUGUGUUCUUCAGAAAGACCAGCUCAGUCCAAUGCUGUGUUUACAUGCACUAGUGCUUCCCCUUGUGUGAGGGGUGGGUCACUUGAUUUAUCUUCUUGUAUAGAAGGCAUAUUAUAGGUUGAUGAUUGUCUUUUACAAAAUGCACUUUUAUCAGAUGCAUAUAUAGCAAAGGAUUAGUACUAUAACCUAAAAACAAACAUAAGCAUAGUCAGCGAGUGGGAUUUCUGAGAGGCUGCCUGUCUGCACGUGGAUCUGUGUGCAGGCGCUCUCCAGCGCUGCCUGCAUUGGGCACCAGCCACACCGAGGCUUCCGUCCCGCUCAGAGCCUUUUUUUUUUUUUUUCUCCAUUUUGCGUAUUAGCAUUAAAUGCAUAUGGGGAUGGUUGAAACAAGUUAAGGUAAGAAAUUUGAAUGAUAAAUUUAAGGUGAAAUAGACUAGUUUAUUAGAAAAAUAAGAGAUAAGCCAGGCACUUGCUUCAAAUGGUGACAAGUUCUCACGUGGCACCCCCGGAACCUGUGUUCCCUUAGCACAUCAAGGAGCUGCCCAUGUCAGAGUGGUGUAACCAGGAGAGAGACCAGCAAAAAGGCUUCUCAGUCUCUUCCCACUGCUUUUGGAAAGGAUAAAGUCAAGUUUCUAUUUCUAGAAAACUUCUUUUUCUUUAAUUUGUCACUAUGUUCAUGUGAUUGACCUCAUAGUAGAACCAAACACUUCUCAAAAAGUGCUGGCAUGCCAUCAGCCCAUCACCUGCACCCCCAGUGUUGAGAGAGAGGCUAUUUUUUGGCUUGGGACUAUAAAACUAUUUAGAUCCUAGUGAGUCAGUGGUAGUUAUCUGUGAUGUGUGCAUUGUAGGUUCCCCUAUCGCCACUAAUCGUACAAAUGACAAUUUUGAGAAGUAGCCAGAAAAUAAAAGUAAAGGCUAGUGUUAUCUAUUUUUCAAUAAACCAAAAAAAACUGAAAAGAUGUGAAUUUUCUCCCAGUUAUGUGGGAAAGGCAAAGUAACACCAAACCAAAGCCCACAGCAGCUUCAUCUUUAGGGUUAAUUCAACGCCUAUGUGAAAUAGAAUGAUGUGUUACCUGAAAUACCUCAUUGAAUAUUAGACUACUACUGGUGAAAUGCAGAAGACAGUGUUAAUGUGUUUGGUUUGGUAAUGGUUGUUAUAAAAUGCAGUUUUUUGGAAAUCUAAGCAUUUCCUUAUGUGUUUUACAGUGACAGUGAAUAGGUGAAGCCAAUCUCAAUAUAGAGGUAUAGAUAAUGAUAGGAAGACGGAAAGAAGCUUAAAGAUGCUUCUUUUUGAGGCCCAGCAAACACUACUUGACAAGAUGAAUCGAAAUUGUUCAUUUGAGAGAUUAGUCAGCCAUCUGGGGGAUAAGUUGCUCACUGUCGAGUAUGGCAUGCACAGUCCUAGCCAAUAGACCUUUUCCUCAUUGCUAAGCAAGCCACAGAUAGCGUGGCCAGUUCUCCCAUCCAAAAAAAAAAAAAAAGAGAGAGGAAUGCAUACAUGUAUAUAUAAAUGUGAUUUUUUAUAUAUUUUUUGUUUGUUUGUUUGUUUUAUCUACAAACCCUUGUGUCGAGGGCUGACUUUCAAUAGAUCGCAGCGAGGGAGCUGCUCUGCUACGUACGAAACCCCGACCCAGAAGCAGGUCGUCUACGAAUGGUUUAGCACCAGUUUCCCCACGAACGUGCGGUGCGUGACGGGCGAGGGGGCGGCCGCCUUUCCGGCCGCACCCCGUGUCCCAGGACGAAGGGCUCUCCGCACCGGACCUAUAAAUGUGAUUUAGGGCCACUUUUGCCAUCACUGUGCUCCAGAGGAACGUGGUAUUGUUUAAUAUACUGUAUAUGUUAAACAGACUAUUAUGUAAGAUGCUUUACUUUUCAAGCGCAGUCAUUUCAACAGUCUGUAGAGUGACAAAUACCAAUAGAUGUGUGAGUUAACUUUUGAAAAUAGAUCUGUGAGUUGUAAAUAGAUGUGUAUUUGAUCUGCCCUAUCCCUCUUUGAUUCUUUAUCAACAUGUUCUCUCUCUUCUGUUGGCAAAAUGUUUGAGAGCAUUGAUAGUGCUUUCCUUAUCAGUAACUGGAGUUCUCCUGCUUGUACUAGGGAAUGUAAAGAGAGAAUCCAUGUUUUUAUAUGGCAAUCAGGGAAGCAGCAAUAUGCCACUGUACAGAACUGAAUUAAAAGUCCUAAUUUGUAUUUUCUUUGCAAAGUGAGAUCAAAGGACGUUUAGCAAAUAUACAUUUUGUCAAGGGGAAAGAAAAUAAAACUGUGCCAGUUUUUUGCCUGGAGCUUGUAGAAUCUCAGCACUUCUUGGUCUCAGCUGAUCUGUCUAGAUUCACACAGCAGAGAGGGUUGAGAACUCCCUGCUGGACCCUGGUCUCAGUGAGCUGCAGUAAGGGGAGCAUCUGCUUGGCCACGGGCAGGCGCAGUGACUACAGAAGUGACCACCCCAGCAGUUCAUGCUUAACUUCAGAAACUGUCAUUGGUGUUGAAAUAUACAGAUAUUGUGGAGAAACCUCUAUGCCAGUAGAAGGUAAAGAAAAAUUACAGAAUGGAAAAUGAUAUUUUGGGUGGGCAAACGAGUUGAGAAUCUAAAUAGCAGAUUUUUUUUUUAAAGCUAGCUAUGAGUUCAGGUCUGUCAUGUUAUUAAGUAGUUGUUAAUAUUACAACCAACCCUUAAUUUUCCACAGUAAAAGAACUAGAGGUUACUGGAUAGUUAAUCCAGUAAUAAGUCAUAGUAAGCCAAAAAUCUAAUUGUAUUUAGGUGUUUGAGUUUUUAUUAUCAUCAAACUUUUUUUCUUCUAGGGAUGCAUAUUAAUUUUAAAAAAUGAUUUGAGUUUAUUAGUUUCUAUUGCCUAUAUAUUUAUGACUGUUAAUGAGUAGUGAAAAGAUUUGGAAAGACAGCUUCAGGAAGAGGAAACACAAAAGCCUAAAUAAUCCAUGGGCUAGAAAAGGAAUCCAUGAAUAAUCAAGAGUUGGCGGUAUUGUAAUUUUUCGCGCGCCUUUUUGUGAAAAUGAAAUGUUAAAUCACCAAAUGUAAACCUCGGAACAUCCCUGUAGUGUUAAUAGUGUUUGCAUCGGUGUUAAGAAUGCCUCUCAUUCUUUGCUCACGUUACUCACUUCUGGUGGAUUUGUCUUCGUAACGUUUCUUGACAAUCACUUCCCUACAGACUGUUCUGAACUAUUGGGACCUGGUUAUAAUCGUAGAAAGUUAAUCCUGGAUAGCCUUAUUGGAUUCUUUUUAUAUUUAAGAAAAUUUUAUUUGCAUUGCUGAAUAGGAAGAGUCAGUUAUUUCCUUCAUUACAUAGGACUUCCUUCCAGAGUUACCAUUAGAGCAUGUCAGCUCUGGUCCACAAAGGAUGGAUAAAAAUGGUUCUUCCUAUUUUUUUGCAAUGUAGUACAGUGAAUCUUACAUCUGUUAACAUGAAAGGCAAAGUCAAAGCCACCCUGGGCAGCAAGUAUACUGGUUCACUUUAUGAGGCAGUAGAGACUAAUACGUUUGGGACCAAAACCACCUAAAUUGGACAUUUCUCAGUCACAAAGGGGCCAGGUGUUCUCUGGAACAGUCACUGGUUGGUGCUUUAUUGUAAUCAUUUUGCAUUGAUACCCAACAAUUAGGAACUGGACCCUGGGGAUAAGCUGAGGGUGCUGGACUGUUGGGGGAGGGUGACUGUAGCCAUAUGGAAAAUAAAAUAAGGGUUUUUCUGCAAAUUUCCAUUUGAGGAUUUUUACAUUUAAUAUUUUUUUAAAACAGUUAAAAGAGCAAAAAAAAGUUUUAAGUGUAAUCUAGUUGCGAGGUAUGCACACAUAUGUUGAAUGGCUUUAUUUUUAUUGUGUAAAACUGUUGAACACACGACUGUGAUGCACAAAUUCUUUACAUGUAAGGAGUCUAUGCAUUUUACAGUAACAUUUCAUGAUUGGGUAAUGAAACAGUUGUACCUUGAAUUGCCAUUGUUGUAUUAAGUGCUUUCAUUGUCUUUACAGUUAUUACAAAGUUGUAUUUAUUUUAUACAGGUGGACUUUCAUUUUCCUGAUGCCAUAAUGUUUACUUCAGCUUGUUGACCUGUCUUUCUUUGUGUAUCUGCAUGUUGUAAUAUAUGAUAAGAAUGAAUGUAAAGGCUGUGGCAACUGUAAUUAAAUUUUGUAAAGGGCUGGUCACAUGUGGAUCUGGUUUAUGAAUGCAUUUGGGAUUAUUUUCAUAACCAGAUCACCUUUUCAGAAAUUUAGAUGUGAACACCAAAAGAAGCAUUUUCUCAACAAAAAUUAAUAGCUGGUUCUAUUUUUUUUAACCUAGAAAAAAUAAAGUUGAUUUUUUUCAAGUAAAGUGCUUUUAAUUCUUAGUAGUGGGGAUGGGGUGGUUGUAUUUUACUGGAGAUAUUUAGGCAUUAACAUCUGUGGACGUGUAUCAUGGCAGUUGGAUGCUGAGGGCAAACUGAAAAUCCCUGAAAAAACAUUGUACUUCCUCCUUUGGUUUUAAACUAUUUCCCCAACUCCUUCCCACUUUCCCCAUCCAGUGGUAUACUGGUAAAUGUUGAAUAGACUGCUCUCCUAGAAGAAAAAUUCUGUAUUCAAGUGUACAUAUGUUUGUUAAAAUUUUGCUGAUAGCAAGGACAUAUAAACACAGUUAACAAAUAAUAAUAAAAUAUACUUUAUUGUAAAUCCCAUGUAACCAGUUGAUUCUCCCAGGAUACUUUAAUUGAUUUUUGCUGAACUCUUGUAGCCAAUCUAUGAUCGCAAUUCAAAUUCAACCAUGAUUUAAAUAAUGGAAUUACAUCGUAAUCCACUUAUUCCUCAAAUUUAUUGGCAUUCAAUCUGAUACAUGAUCUGUUAAACUAUUUCUUGUACAAAUUAUACUCAUUAAAGUGAACCACUUUUAGCUUCAGCACUUAUUGUAAGCUUAUAUAAUUUAAUUUUAAUAACAACUGUUUAGCAACUGCUGGCAAAACUCUAAAAUUUAACAAUCAGCUGUAGGGAGCCAGUAGGGGCCGUCUCCAGCACACCACUGCCCUGUGCUUUUUUUUUAAUUUAACUGUUAGUGUUGAGUAAACUCACUGCUCUCAGGAAAUUCCUAUCACUGACCCUUUAAAGGGUGAGAAAGCAUUAAUGUCUGUCUUACAGAGCGUGCUUUUGAUUUGAAGAAUUUGACAACAGCAAAUCUUUCCUGAAGUGCAUGGGAAGCUUGCAUAUUUCUAAAUUUGGUUCUUUGCUUUCAUUUCUCAAAGCUAAGUAAACUGAUAACAGGCAUCUCUAAGAUUUUGUUUUGAGUACUGAAAACAUUUAUUGUUUAGGUAUUUUUUUUGGACAGUAUGUUUGAUCCCACUGAAAAUUUUAAAUGUAUUUAAAUGUCUUACACAAUCUACCAGAUAAGUUAAAGAGUUACAGUUCAGCCUACCUCUUCUUUUUCUAUCUGGAUUUAGGCUGCUGUUUUGGUGAGGCUGUAAUUUUUUCCCCAGUGUGGUUUCUGUGGAAGACAAAGAACAGACUGAGGGCAAAGGCCUGAAAGCAAAUUUGAAGCACUCUGAGAUCUGUUGCUGACCAGCCCUAUUCUUCAUGAGUUGGGAAAAAAAGAAAAGCCAUUGCUUUUAACUUCCACUUAAUAGGGAAAUGUUUGUUUUUAGAAAAUGUUUCUUCCUGCUGAAAAAAUGUAUUUUUUAAAGGAAAACAUUUCCUCUUUUGGCUAUAAGAAAAAGUCAGCCAUGUGAGCAGGUGUGACCAUAUCAUAACAUGCUGAUACAAUAUAAAUCAAUAAAUUUUUACCUCUCAGGA